This is a messenger RNA of Monoraphidium neglectum, 640 nucleotides long. Its product is annotated as pyruvate dehydrogenase E1 component subunit alpha. Lineage: Eukaryota; Viridiplantae; Chlorophyta; Chlorophyceae; Sphaeropleales; Selenastraceae. The record is from RefSeq and is a predicted model, not a curated record. The annotation marks the transcript as partial. The transcript has 8 exons. Gene Ontology annotation, molecular function: oxidoreductase activity, acting on the aldehyde or oxo group of donors, disulfide as acceptor.
AUGGCGCUCCUGCAGCAAAGCUGUCGAUCUAGCAGCGGCAUUUUACCCGUGCUGGGCCGCGUCCUGCAGCGCAGCUUUGCCGCAGCGGCCGCAGAUGACAAGAUUACUAUAGAGGUCAUGCCUUACAAGGCGCACAGGAUUGAGCCGCCCUCCAACGUGGUGGAGACGUCCAUCGCCGAGCUGACCUCCAUGUACGAGCUGAUGUACACCAUGCGGCGCAUGGAGAUCGCGGCCGACAUGAUGUACAAGGCUAAGCUUAUCCGCGGGUUCUGCCACCUGUACGACGGGCAGGAGGCUGUCAUGACGGGGAUCGAGUACGCCAUCACCCGGGACGACGCGGUGAUCACGUCGUACAGGGACCACUGCCAGCACCUGUCACGCGGUGGCACAGUCAAGGAGGUGAUGGCGGAGCUUAUGGGCAAGGUGGACGGCGCCUCAAAGGGCCUGGGCGGCUCCAUGCACAUGUACAACAAGCAGGCUGAGUUCUACGGGGGCAACGGCAUCGUGGGGGCCCAGAUCCCCCUGGGCACUGGGCUCGCUUUUGCCAAGAAGUACCAGGGCAAGCGCAACAUCGGCAUCACCAUGUACGGCGACGGCGCCGCCAACCAGGGCCAAAAGUACGAGGCCCUCAACAUGGCGG